AUGGCUCACAAGACAGCCGGCGGUAACGCCGCUUUCCACAACUUCAACAAUGACUUUGCGCAUAUUGAAGACCCCAAUGAGCGACGCCGACUUGCCCUCGCUGAGAUCGACAAGGCGCCCUUCGGCUGGUACCAUGUGCGCGCCAUUCUUGUCGCUGGUACUGGUUUCUUCACAGACAGCUACGACAUCUUUUGCGUCUCUCUCUUGACGAUCAUGCUGGGUAUCGUCUACAAGCAUGAUAACAAAGGUGUUCUCCUCACCCAACAGGACACAGCUAUCAAGCUUGCGACCUCAGCUGGUACUGUUCUUGGACAAGUUGGCUUCGGUACCCUUGCCGAUAUCGUCGGUCGCAAGAAGAUGUACGGUCUUGAGUUGAUCCUCAUCAUCGUCGCCACACUUGCUCAGUCCCUCACUGGCCCCGGUCCCGGAACUUCGAUCGUUGGUCUGAUCAUCUUCUGGCGUGUACUGAUGGGAAUUGGUAUUGGUGGAGACUACCCGCUAUCCUCUAUCAUCACCUCGGAGUUCGCCACCACCAAGUGGCGCGGUGCUAUGAUGGGUGCUGUCUUUGCUAUGCAAGGUUUUGGUCAGCUUGGUGGUGCCCUUGUCAUGCUUUGCUUAGUCGCUGGCUUCAAGGAUACCCUCAAAGGAGUUGCUGGCUACGCGGACUGCGACGGUCAAUGCGCUGUAGCUGUCGACAAGAUGUGGCGCGCCCUCAUCGGGAUUGGUGUCGUCCCAGCUUGCAUUGCGCUUUACUACCGCCUUACUAUCCCCGAGACGCCCCGCUACACUUUUGAUGUCGCCCGUGACGUCGAGAAGGCCAACGAAGACACCAAGCAGUAUCUCUCCGGCAAGCACGGCAACGGUAGCCCUGACGCAAUCACCCAGGCCGCCCAGCUCCAGUCUACUGCUCAGCUUGAAGUUCCCAAGGCGUCUUUCGGCGACUUCUUCAGAUUUUAUGGCAAGCUCCGUAACGGCAAGAUUCUUUUCGGUACUGCCAUGUCAUGGCUACUCCUUGACGUCGCAUUCUACGGACUGGGUCUGAACUCGUCUACUGUGCUACAGGCUAUUGGCUACGCUAGUGGUACAACUCUCUACGAGAAGCUUUACAACCUUGCUGCUGGUAAUGCUAUCCUGGUCUGUGCUGGCGCUAUCCCCGGAUACUGGUUGGCAGUCGCAACCAUUGACACUGUUGGACGCAAGACCCUGCAACUGGCUGGUUUCACGAUACUCACCAUUCUUUUCAUCGUAUGGGGAUUCGCCUACAGUCACCUUAGCCACCACGCCAUGUUGGCCAUCUAUGUCCUGAUCCAACUCUUCUUCAACUGGGGUCCCAACACCACCACCUUCAUUGUUCCUGGAGAGUGCUUCCCUACCCGCUACCGUUCCACAUCUCACGGUAUCUCUGCUGGUUCAGGAAAGAUUGGCUCCAUCAUCGCUCAAGGAGCUAUUGCUCCUCUCCGAACCCGAGGCCAUGUUACCAAGGAGAACGCCAACCCUUGGUUGAACCACGUCAUGCAGAUCUUCUCUGCUUUCAUGUUCGCGGGUAUCUUCACUACUCUGUUGAUUCCAGAGACAAAGCGCAGAACUCUAGAAGACCUUGCUCAAGAUUGGGAUAUGGGCGAUGAGUCUAUCACUGGUGCGGAGCACGCCGUGCGCAAAGACAACCGCAGCAGCGACGAGGCUGGCACCACUGAGCUCAAGGCUUAG
Alternaria atra is the source of this 1707-nucleotide messenger RNA. RefSeq lists its product as uncharacterized. Gene Ontology annotation, molecular function: phosphate transmembrane transporter activity. Bases 1 to 1707 code for a protein of 568 amino acids. The transcript is spliced from 3 exons. The record is from RefSeq and is a predicted model, not a curated record. Lineage: Eukaryota; Fungi; Ascomycota; Dothideomycetes; Pleosporales; Pleosporaceae. Gene Ontology annotation, cellular component: membrane. Gene Ontology annotation, biological process: phosphate ion transport; transmembrane transport.